UUGUUUGACUCAUGUUCUGAGGUUGUUUGUAUCCGUACUCUUUUCUCUAGUACUAUUUUAAGUAAUAUAUUUUUUCGGUUUGCGUAAAAAAACCUUAAAAUUGAACGUAACAAGGACGACGUGUACACUUCUACUAAAAUUUUAAUUGUUCAUAACAAUCGCGUAUUUGCGUGACCAUAAAAUAAGUUGGUAUCUAGGGUCCAAACGUCUUAGAUCAUCAUCUUGUAACAGUUAAUGUGAAACAGUCUCACCCAAAAUCGAGGCUUUGCCCUAUUUGGCCAUUGUUGAUUUGUUGUGAAUUGUUUAGGUGGUUGGACGUUAGUUACACACAAGCUAGUAGUGUGUGCGCCAAAGAGGCCUUUUUAUAGAGGGAGGAGAGGCCCAUAUCAGAUAUGUGCCUCCAAACACAUAUCUGAUGGCACAAUGGCAAGCAAUGGGUGCCGGCGGACAAAGGAAAACCGCGACCACUAAACCGCGAGGAGGAGGAGGAGUGGCGGCUAUUCGGCGGGCCCCUAACUCGAAACCACCCUUCACACUAGGCCAACUCAAACAAGCCAUCCCACCACAUUGUUUCCAAAGGUCCCUCAUAAAAUCCUUCACCUAUCUAGUAUAUGACCUUACACUAGUCUCUUGCUUAUACUUCAUUGCUUCUUACGUUAUUCCAACUUUAGCUUACCCUUUCCCUUUGUUGGGUUGGGCCGUAUAUUGGGCUGUACAAGGCUGUGUUCUCACGGGUAUUUGGGUCAUAGCCCAUGAAUGUGGCCACCAUGCUUUUAGUAAUUACCAAUGGGUUGAUGAUAUGGUGGGCUUAGUUUUUCAUUCCUUCCUUUUGGUCCCAUACUUUUCUUGGAAGUAUAGCCACCGUCGCCACCACUCCAACACCGGCUCGUUGGACCGGGAUGAGGUGUUUGUACCCAAGCCCAAGUCUGAAAUGUCUUGGUACUCUAAGUCCAUGAACAACCCACCGGGCCGUUUGGUGUCUCUUAUAAUCACACUUGUAUUGGGUUGGCCCUUGUACUUGCUCUUCAACGCGUCGGGCCGUCCAUAUGACCGGUUCGCUUGUCAUUUUGACCCAAACGGGCCCAUUUUCUCAACCCGGGAAAGGGCCCAAGUUUUGGUAUCUGAUUUAGGUGUUCUUGGGGUGUUGUUUCUCCUAUACAAGGUUGCUAUGGCUAAAGGUCUUGUUUGGGUGGUUUGCAUUUACGGCGUCCCACUUUUGGUUGUUAACGGUUUUCUUGUCACCAUAACGUACCUCCAGCACACGCACCCAGCGUUGCCCCACUACGACUCAUCGGAGUGGGAUUGGCUUAAAGGCGCGUUGUCCACAAUGGACCGCGAUUAUGGCGUGUUAAACAAGGUUUUCCAUAAUAUAACAGAUACUCAUGUUGCUCAUCAUUUGUUCUCUACAAUGCCUCAUUACAAUGCAAUGGAAGCAACCAAGGCAAUAAAGCCUAUUCUUGGAGAAUAUUAUCAAUUUGAUGAGAUGCCAUUUUAUAAGGCUUUAUGGAGGGAAGCUAAGGAGUGUUUGUACGUUGCGCCAGACGUGGAUUCUCACCAGAAAGGUGUAUUUUGGUACCAGAAUCGGUAUUAAAAGUUCAAUGCAAGUCCUGAACUGUUGAGAAAGUGAUUUUGACGCACCAAAAAGUGAUUUUAAAACAUAGGGAAUUGUGUGCUAUUCACAUAGAAUGAUAAAAGUGUGCCAAAAUCAGUUUCCUGAACUGUUAGGUUAUGAACCAAGUGAUUAGUUCUCAUGAAAGCAUGCAUUUGCACUUGUUCCAUGUAUCAUAUUAUAAGUUAUGGAGAAUAUAUGUUAAUAGUGUCUUGGUAUAUAAUGUAAAGAUAGAUUCUCUAUCUAUGUUAAAUUUGGUCA
Molecule: messenger RNA, 1870 nt
Organism: Spinacia oleracea (spinach)
Lineage: Eukaryota; Viridiplantae; Streptophyta; Magnoliopsida; Caryophyllales; Amaranthaceae
Product: delta(12)-acyl-lipid-desaturase-like
Exons: 2
Coding region: 416-1591 (391 amino acids)
Biological process (GO): lipid metabolic process
Molecular function (GO): oxidoreductase activity
Source: RefSeq, a predicted model, not a curated record